AUGACCGGGGCCGCGAAGGCCUCUCCAUUCAUGGACACCCUCCUCGACAUCCCAGCACUGUCAGUGUACGCACAGGUGUACAACUUGACGGGAGGCAUCGUGCAGAUUAAUCUCAUGUUAUCCGAACGCUUCAGCUACGACUACGAACGUAACUAUACCUUUCUGGCCCCGACCAACGAUGCCUAUAUCUUGAUUGAGGCGCUCCCGUGGACGCACAUCAUCGAGGCGUGUCUUACAGCCUCCGACCUUGUCGGGCUGUCUGAGCGUGACAGUGAUGUCGGAGAUUCCCACCGCACUCGAGCUGUUUCAUACAUCCCAGCAGUUCAACCAGGUGUCCUCAUCAAGAUCGUGCAGAGGGCUACUAUAUCCACUUCAUAA
Messenger RNA from Aspergillus homomorphus CBS 101889, 378 nucleotides. RefSeq lists its product as uncharacterized. The transcript is spliced from 2 exons. The record is from RefSeq and is a predicted model, not a curated record. The coding region runs from base 1 to 378 and encodes 125 amino acids. NCBI's taxonomy places the organism in Eukaryota, Fungi, Ascomycota, Eurotiomycetes, Eurotiales, Aspergillaceae.